AUGUCUAUUGAUUCAGAACACACGUCCUCAGACAAUGGUGGAGAUAGUCUGAGGCCACGGAGCAGUAGGUUUGGAGGAUACUUUUCAAAGCUAAAGCAAGCAAUUGUACGCCUGACGGAACCAACACAUUUUGCACCAACAGAACCAGCAGCACCAAUAGUGCAACCUAACCAAAACGGUGGACAGACUGCACAGGAACAGUCGAAUGAAAUAGAUAUAGCCGAACCAUUACCCACAAAUUUCGCUGUUUCUGAAAAGAGGAAACGGCUUUCGAUACAGGGCCAUCCCACAAAUGAAUCCAUUCCUCGCUCCUUGACUAGAGGCAUGGUACAACCGAGACACACAUCAUAUCUGAAUUUAUAUAACGAGAUGCGGACCAACGAGGAAGAAUCACACAACGACCUUGAACGAAGGAAAUCCGUUAUAGAUUCGUUGGUUGAACCAUUGAAGGAGAGUAGUGUAUUAAUAAGUCGAGAUGAAUCACCGGCUUUGAGUAUUCCUUUCCCGAAUCAGUCAAUUAUAAGAAAUCAGGCAGUAGAGGAGGAUGAGGUGAUUGAAGAGCAACCGCAAGAUGGAGAGGACUUUGAACAGUUGGAGAUUGCUCAAAUUGAUCCAGCAGAGAGAAGCAGAAUAGUACGACUAAAAAGAUCGAUUCAAGAGAUGGAAUUAAUGAGGAAGAAGAUGAGGUAUAUGAAAAGUCCCAAUGAAACAACUACGAUAUCUCAUGGCGACUCAACCAUGGUGGACACAAGCACACAAACAUACAAUAGUGAUUAUUUGAACUCGGCACUAAGUUUCAAAAAAAGAUCGAGCUCUUCGACUUUGGAACAUAACCGGAAUAAGAAAAGAAAGAAGGGGUUUUUCUUGAAGGAGUUGGUGUAUGACGUGAAAAAGCCAGUUGAUGUUGUUACCAGCACUAAUCUCAAGGGCUUUGCGAGUGAGAUUGGCAAGCCUAAGUUUAGAAACCAAGAUGAAAGUAACAAGAAACUGGACUCGAGCGUGAAUCGAGGUGGUGUUGCUUUGGGUCAGAAGUUGUCCUUGUCAUUGGACUCCGAUUACCUAGCCAAGACCCAAUCUAUGUCGGAUAUUAUCAAAUUGAAGGAAAAUUCCUUGAAUAUACCUCCAGGGUCAAAGAUCACAACCACUGCACCAUCAAGCGGAUUCCAAUUCAACAUUGAUGAUAAGAAGUUGCGGGAAAUCGCGGGGGCACAAAAGGAGGGAGCAGGUGCUGAAGAAGGCACCACAAAGAAAGCAGAAGAGCCUAAACAUGUUGGUUUAGAAUUUGAGCCAAAGUCUAACGCAAAUGCGCCAACUGGAUUAUUCCCUUUCAAGACAAGUAGUGCUAGCAUUGGAGACCAGCUGAAAGAGGAAACACCCAAGUCCAGCGGGUUUAAUUUCGGACAGAACACGGAAAAGUCAACAAAGCCCAGUGGUUUCAACUUUGGUCAAAAGAAAGAGGGUGGGGCAGUACCAUCACAAGAGAAAAGUGCAACAUCGAGUAUAUUUGGCAAAGGCAGCACCGGUUUAUUUGGCAAGCAAGAGCAAAACAAAUCCGGUGAUGAGAAAAGUCCAUCUCCUUUCACGUUCAGCACUACAAAAACUACGACAACCACAAGUACCAAUGACGAUACGAAGAAAACGGAGGCAAAUGGGUCUACUAAAGACAGUACUCCAUCUGUUUUAUUUAAUCUUGCUCCAACAAACAAUGCUCCGCUGAGUACUUUGUUCAAUGGAUUUGGUUCGAAAUCGAGUGGUGGCGGUCUUUUUGGCCAACAAAGUAACAACAAGGAUAAUGCUAGUGGCGCUGGAGCAAUUGUUAAUGGUUCUGCUACUCCUACUGCUACUGUUCCAACAGCAAGUGCAUUUUCGGCCAUUGCUCAACCCAACCUGCAAUCGGACAAGGUUAAUGCAGAUGAGGCUGAGGUGGAAGGGGGUGAUACGAAGCGGAAAAGAGCAGCUACUUCAAGCAAUGAUUCCAAACCAAGUGAGGCACAAGCAGUAGUUGGGGCCGAACUGGAUGUAUCCAAGUCGUCGACUCCAAUUUUCAGUUUCAGCAGUGGUGGUGCAAAUAAAGAGGACUCACAGAAGGCACCUGCCGCAUUAGUUCCAACAGCUAAGCCACCUGCUUUUUCAUUUGGAUUCAAUCCUUCGUCAACCUCUACUGCUGACGAUAAGGAAAAACUGAAGUCAACAACGCCUGGGUUAGAGUUUGGCAAAAGUGACACCACUGGUCGAGAAGGUAAAGACAAACCCGCCACGCCAGGUGCCCCGGUAUUCAACUUUGGUAAACCUGCAGGUGGUCCCACCAAGGAAGACGAAACCAAGUCCCAAUCGGCUACUCCAGUCUUUAGUUUUGGUAAGGCAGCCACUUCUACUACUACAGCUACCACCACUGACAAUAAUGUGAAGUCUACAACUUCUGGGUUUAAUUUUGGAAAAAGUGACGACAAAGCCAAGAGCGCUUCACCGGCAUUUUCAUUUGGUAAAAAGACCAAUGAUGAUGGAGAGCAUGCAAGCAGUACUACCACGACACCAGCAUUUUCAUUUGGUAAGCCUCAAGACAAGUCGCAAUCGGCAGCCCCCUUGUUUGCUUCAUUUGGCAAGACGGCAAUGGACUCUUCCAAAGCAAACACUGUGAAUGAAGACAAGGGUAAAUCGCCAUCGCCUGCGUUUACAUUUGGACAAAGUAACAACGAGUCUAAAGAUAAGCCGACUGAUGAUGUAGCCAAGACUGGCACACCUACUCCGACACCAACGACAGCACCCGCAUCAGCAUCAGCGUCAGGCGGGUCCAAUUCGGCUUUUUCGUUUGGUACUUUGGGAACCAGUGCAACUGCAGUUAGCUCCACGACUGACAAACCGGGGACUGCGACAAGCAGCGGGUUCAAGUUUGCACCCGGUGUUACUCCCCCACCUACAUUUGGCGGUGGAGGUGCUGCACCAAACACGGAUUUGUUUGGUGCUAAGCCUUCAGCUGGGGGUGGUUCUGAUAUUGCUGCACCUAAACCAUUCAGUUCAGGUGGGUUUGGCGGGUUUGGAGGUGGAUUUUCGGGAGGAUUUGGAGCGCAGCCGCAGCCGCAGCCGCAGCCACUAGUAGCUCCAUCCACUACGAAUGCGGGCGCGGGUGGUGUAUUUGGCAAUCGAUCUAGCACGCCAACGUUUAACUUUAAUGCUUCUGGAAAUGUGCCAAACAAUGGUGCUAGUGGUGGCAACUCGCAACCCCCAUCGCUGAUAUUUGGAUCUGCAACCAAGUUGAAUAAGGUGCCGCUGUUUAAUUUCACGGGGUCAAGAAGUGGAACUCCAGACCCUGCAAGUGUAUUUGGACAACACACGCAGCCUCAGCAGCAGCAGAGUAGAGAGGGUACGCCGUUUGGUGGUGGUGGUGCUUCUGCUGCUACACCUUCGUUUGGAUUUGGACAGCAGCCGCAACAGCCGCAACAACAGCCGCAACAACAGCCGCAACAACAGCCGUUUGUGUUUGGCGGUAGUCCUCCUCCUGGGCAAGCACCUGUGUUUGGGUUUGGUGGACAACCAGGAACAUCUCCUGGUCCAGGUACAGUUAGUCAACCGCAAGCUAAUCCUAGACGUCCAAGACUACUUCCUAGGUCUAGAAGAAGGUGA
Molecule: messenger RNA, 3621 nt
Organism: Lodderomyces theae
Lineage: Eukaryota; Fungi; Ascomycota; Pichiomycetes; Serinales; Debaryomycetaceae
Product: FG-nucleoporin
Exons: 1
Coding region: 1-3621 (1206 amino acids)
Source: RefSeq, a predicted model, not a curated record